Messenger RNA from Camellia sinensis, 755 nucleotides. The record is from RefSeq and is a predicted model, not a curated record. Lineage: Eukaryota; Viridiplantae; Streptophyta; Magnoliopsida; Ericales; Theaceae.
GGUGCAGAUGCUACAAUUCCAUUGUAGCAGAAAUGACAACACUCUACAACAAAAGAAAAAAAGCAUUUAUACUUGGCAAAAAGGAAAUAAAACUCAGAAACAGUGAUGUCAAGCUCAUUUUUGGUAUCGACUGUGGAGAAGAAGCAUCACCACCAAAUGCUAUACAAGACCAAAGGAUUUUGAGCUUCCAUUUUACAAACGAAGAUGCAAAUCAGUAAAGAGAUUGGAUGGCAAGUCUUUGACCAAAAUGUUUCAACAAACAAAAAAAGGAAAAUCAACCAAUGAUUGUCAAGAUCUUGCAAGGGUCAUCACCCUUUACUUGUGCUUGAAACUUCUCAUGCCUACAACAGGCCAUACACUCAGUUGGAGUUUCCUCAACUAUGUUGACAAUCUCAACAACAUCAAGAAGUACAAUUGGGUUGAGGCAAUAAAAGACACACUAAUGAAUUCAAUGGCAAAUGCAAACAACAACCCAAGGCAUGUCACUGGAUGCGUCAUGUUACUCUUGUACUGGUACUGUGAGCACAGUAAACUCCUCCGACCAUCCAACAAAGAAGGCUUCCCAAGGUUUAUGAAAUGGAACCUUGGCAAAAUGUACUCCAAGUGGAAACACAUCAGCCUUGCUUACUUUGAAAAGGUAUUCAAACUCUUCUAUACUAUCAUAGUACAAAUCUAUUCAACACUCCCUUCACAGUCAUUAUAGUAAAAAUCAUGUUAUGAAACUGUCAAAUUUUUCAGUUUCAAACAACAUAUAU